This is a messenger RNA of Protomyces lactucae-debilis, 1933 nucleotides long. RefSeq lists its product as uncharacterized. NCBI's taxonomy places the organism in Eukaryota, Fungi, Ascomycota, Taphrinomycetes, Taphrinales, Protomycetaceae. The coding region runs from base 467 to 1732 and encodes 421 amino acids. The transcript has 3 exons. The record is from RefSeq and is a predicted model, not a curated record.
GCAGCUGCAGACUCGUAUCUGCUGAGUGUCCACUCGUAGCUGCAGGCUGCAUCUAUGCUAUGAAGUUGUACAUGACAGGAGCGAGACCAGCUGCAUCAAACUGUGCAUCUACGAAGCCUUGAGCUGAAGCAAACCACUAAGCUCUUAGUCUUGUGAAGUAUCAAUGUAUCUGGAGUCUGGACCGUAUGCAUGAUCCAAGGAUAACCUAUGUACGCUUACGGUCAAUUGCCUGAGUGAUGCGGCAAGGCCGCACCCAGUGGGCCCACUUGCGUCCAAUCUCGGAAGCUUGUCGCUGUCUCGCUCGAGUGUACUGAGGUGAUGCUGCAUAGGCCGACAUGGCUGAGGCUGGAGCUGGACCAUAGCACUUGGAGUACGAGCAUCUGCAGGAGGAUAAAGGGCAGUCCUGAACAUCGACACGCUUGCAGACCUUGGACCAUCCAUUCAACAACCACUACUCUUCAGCACCAUGAUCGGAGGACUCCAGGAUCUCUUCACCAAGUCAUUCUAUCGCCGUCCCAACUUGCAGACCUACAAUAAGGACAGUGAUGGCAGGACGACCAAGAGCUCCUCCAGCGACACUACGUCCAACCACUCUCGACCAGGCAUCCCCUCAGAGCUCGAGCUAGACAGAGUCUUGUCUGGCAAGUCAUGUCCUCCUGUCCACAUCAAGGAUCUAGCCGGAUACAUGGCGCACGUCGACUUCACCGUGGAAAACCUGCAAUUCUGGCUCUUCUAUCAAGACUACUGCAAGCGCUUUGAUGACCUACCCGAGCAUGUAAAGGCAUUGUCUCCUGCUAUUCUGCGUCAAUCAUCCGCGGACUUCAACACGCCUUCGUAUGGCGUCCAUCCAGACCACGAGAAGCUUCCUGCAUGGGAGCGUGGUGCCAUUCCAAACAGCUCUGGCAAUGCAACACGACCCGAUACGCCACGUACGCCCAUCACGCCGGCACCAGUGUACAGCGCUCGCACGCCAACAAUGCCAUACGAAGAAAAGGCAGCAAUUCACGAGGGACGCAACCUUUCGAUGGACUCGACUGAGACGGCAACCGAAGCAGCCAGACAGCCAAUGCGUGCAGAAAUCGAGACUUGCAUCCAGACAUACCUGCUUCGUGGUUCUCCUCAAGAGCUGAACUUGCCGUACAAGCUCCAACGUCAGACAGUCUACACGCUGCAACAGACGACGCACCCAUCUGCCUUGCGCGAAGCAGCAGACCACUGCUAUGGUCUUUUGUCCAGCUGCGCUUACCCAAACUUCAUCCGAUACAGCGUAUGCAAUGCCAACAGCGCUCGUACUGCUUUCGCUCGAGUAGUCGGUGCCGUGUCCAUCCUUGCAGCAAUUGCGCUUGCCGUGGGAUUGAUCCUUGGCGACGUCAGGCGAAAGUGGCGUGCCCUUGCAGCUUUCCCACUCAUGUUCCUCGGUGUCACGACUGCUGUUGCCGCAUACAAUGGAUCUUGCAUCAUUCUGCAAGGUACGCAGCGCGUGCAGUACCGUCCCUGGGAUCUCUUUGCAGAUAGCGAGGAAGCAGACUUGUUUGGCAAGUUUGAGCAGUACUGGGAAGCCAAGUACAAGUCACGCAACUUGAUUCGCAAGAUCUUUGAUCGUCAACGAUGGGUGGAGGAUCCUUCCUUCCGGCGUUUGCUGGAUCGAUUGCUGUGGCAAGCUGUGCUCGCUGGUGCCCUUGGGGGUGUUGUCUUUUUCCUUAUUAUCUACUGGAUCCCUGGACUUGAUUGAGUCUUUGGUCACUCAUGUUGAUCCUUGACGCCUGCAGGCAUGCAUGGCUAUUCACUUCUUUCUUUUAACCUUGUAGAGACCAAUUUAUCAUCAUCAAUCCGUCAAUGGAGACACCUCCGAUUCUAUGCUUAGGAUGGUCGCCAAAGCGUUCACUUUACUCAUAGUAUUACGCUAAACACUUCAACAAACUGUUAAUUUGGC